UGCCAAUGGGGCCUCCUUCAAAAUACCAAAGGAAGUCUUCUGCAACUAGAGCGGGAGUGGAUCAUCCACCGCUACCAAUGUUAAAGGUUCUAUAGAUAUCUAUUUCCCACAACUACCCAAUGAAAAAAGAAAACUUGGAGCCGUUGAUUUAGCAUCUUCUAGGAAGAUUUUAAGGGACCGCGCCGUAUCCGCUUUUGCGAGGUGGAUGUAUGACGCAGGCCUCCCUUUUAAUUGUGUUAAUUACUCUGAGAGUUUUGGUGAAUUUAUUGAAGCAGUAGGCCAGUAUGGUCCGGGAAUGAAGCCUCCAACGUAUCAUGAAGUCAGAGUUCCUUGUCUAAAAAAUGAGGUGGAGAAAACAAAUAAGAUUGUUGAGACUCAUAAGGUUUAGUGGAAAAAUUAUGGAUGUUCCAUUAUGAUGGAUAAAUGGACUGCCAAAAAUGGAAAAAUGGUAAUCAAUGUUUUGGUGCAUUCUCCGAUGGGGAGUGUAUUCCUUGAAUCUCAUGAUGCUAGUGACUCUACUACUGAUGCUACUAAAAUGUUCAAAUUGUUUGAGAAUACAAUCUUGAAAAUUGGGAAGGAAAAUGUGGUGCAAGUUGUGACUAAUAAUGCAAGUGAGAAUAAGAAAGUGGGUGAAUUGUUGAAGGGAGUGUACCCGCAUAUUUGCUGGACUCCUUGUGCUGCUCACUGUAUCAACUUAAUGUUUGGUGACAUUUUCAAGGAAGCCCCAUAUUCUACAGUUUUUGCUGAGGCUGUUAAGAUUCAUUCUUGUAUCAGUCAAAGGGCAUUAUUGUUGAACAUGAUGAGGAGAUACACAAACCAAAGAAAUCUGGUAAAACCUGCGAAGACAAGGUUUGCAACAACUUUUUUGACUUUGUAUAGUUUUUAUAUACAAAAGAAAAAUUUGCGAACCUUGUUCAUGUCAAUUGAAUGGAAUGCGAGUAUCUAUGCAAAGGAAGCUCUUGGGAAAGAAAUUACUAGACACAUCAUUAGUCCUUCUUUUUGGAAUGACACUGUAAAAGCACUUAAAGUUGGUGGUCCUCUAGUUACUGUACUUCGUUUGGUGGAUGGAGAGAAAAAACCACCAAUGGGCUACAUUUAUGAAGCCAUGGAUAGAGCAAAAGAAAAUAUUGAAAAGACAUUUGAUUAUGAUAAAAGGAAAUAUGAGAAGGUUUUUGAAAUUAUUGAUGCAAGGUGGAUGGAUCAACUUCAUCAACCUUUGCAUGCAGCGGCACAUAUUUUGAACCCCGGGCUCUAUUAUAAAAAUAGUGAGAUGAAGGCUUUGGAUGAAAAAGUGUGGCUGGGAUAUCAUGCAUGUCUUGAAAGGAUGGUCCCAAAUAAAGUUUUAAUAGACAAAAUAGGGGAGGAGCUUGGUAGAUACAUGAAAGCUGAUGGGCUACUUGGAUUGGAAUCAGCCAUUAGAGCUAGAACCUUAAGGUCACCAGUUGAAUGGUGGAUGCAAUAUGGCCAUGACGUCCCAAACUUGCAACAGUUUGCUAUUAGAGUUCAAAGUUUAACUUGUAGCUCAUCUGGUUGCGAGAGAAAUUGGAGCGUGUAUGAACAUAUUCACACUAAAAAGAGGAAUAGGCUUGAGUUGAAACGCCUCAAUGAUCUAGUGUUCAUCAAAUAUAAUAGAACAUUGGUGCGUCGUUACAAUGCUCGUGAUACCAUUGAUCCAAUUAUGUUGGAUAAUGUUGAUGAUGCAAAUGAAUGGUUAACGGGAGUCCUUUCAAAUCAUGAAGAUGAAGAAGUAUAUGAAGGAGAAUAUCUCACUUAUGGCCAUGUUGCUUCAGCAAGUGGUGUUGAGGAAAGUGUUUAUGGUCUUAGGAGUAGUACUUUAAGGGGCAAGGAAAAAGCAGGUUCAAGUAAAACCCUUGUUGAUGAGGCUUCUGAUGAUGUAGAAGAUAUUGUUCAAGAUAAUAGUGUGAUGACACUUCAGGAGUUUGAAGAUCUUGUUGAGGAAUAGGAUGUAGAAUAGAAGUUCUAAACUUUUCCCUGAUUGUAGGUUUCUCUAUUUGUAUUGGUUGAUUAAGACACUAGAUUGAUUUUUAGUAUUUUACUAGUUUGCUUGAAUGCUUGUUAUGACUAUCUAUUCUUUUUUUAAUUUGAGUAUUGAAUGAUUGUGUUAUUUAUUGAGCUCUUGGUUAUUUAUUUAUGCAUUGUUUAAUAUUUUUAAAUUUUGUACUAAAUAGCGCUUUAAUAAAAAAAAGCGUGCGCUUCGCUUCACGCUUCUCGCUUCUGCGAAGCGAGCCCACGUCGUUUUUUUUCGCCUCUCGCUUUUCAAAACACUGGUCUAGUCACUGUGAGAUAAUUCAACUUUUCAACCAACCGUCUAUACCUUCCAGGAUCAUUGAGUGGCUCCCCGUCCCGGCAGAAGUUUAGCAUUUGGAUCCAUAGGAGUGUCAAUGGGUCGACAUCCCAUCAUUCCUGUUUCCUCAAGAAUGUCUAAAGCAUACUUGCGUUGAGAAAUAACAAUACCUGAGCUGGACUGAGCAACCUCAAUACCUAGAAAGUAUUUUAAUCUGCCAAGAAAGACCGGAAAUGCUGAAAGAGAUAUUGCUUCAAGUUAGUGAUACCAUCUUGAUCAUUGCCGGUGAUAACAAUAUCGUUAACAUAAACCACAAAAUAAAUACACAGAUUUGGUUCAGAAUGGCGAAAAACACUGAGUGAUCAGCUCCACUACGAAUCAUGCCAAACUCCUGAAGAACUGUGCUAAACUUUUCCGACCAGGCUCGAGGGGAUUGUUUCAAGCCAUAGAGUGACUUGCGCAAUUGACAUACAAGGCUACUAGAAUCCCUCUAAGCAACAAAACCAGGUGGUUGCUCCAUAUAAACUUCUUCUUCAAGAUCACCAUGCAGAAAAGCAUUCUUAAUGUCCAACUGAUAAAGAGUCCAAUGACGAACGACUACCAUAGAGAGGAAAAGACAGACUGAUGCUAUUUUAGCCACGGGAGAGAAAGUGUCACUAUAAUCAAGCCCAAAUAUCUGUGUAUAUCCUUUGGCAACAAGGCAAGCCUUCAGCCGAUCAACCUGACCAUCUGGACCAACUUUGAUUGUAUAAACCCAAUGACAACCAACAGUAGAUUUACCUGCAGGUAGGGAAACAAGCUCCCAAGUACCACUCGUAUGUAAAGAAGACAUCUCAUCAAUCAUAGCCUGUUUCCAUCCUGAAUGGGAAAGUGCUUCACCUGUAGUCUUAGGAAUGGAAAUAGAUGACAAAGAUGAUACAAAAGUAUAAUGGGGUGAUGACAAACGAUGAUAACUCAAGAAAGUAUAAUGUGGGUUAGCAUUACGAGUGGAUCUUAUACCUUUUUGAAGUGCAACUGAUCGACUAGGAAGAGGCAGGUCCGCAGUAGGGGAAGCGUCCGGCGCAGGACAUGAAUCAUCUGUGACUGUGACUGAUACUGGACGUGGGCGGCGGUGAUAAGUCAAAAGUGGUGGCACUGUAGCUGGAGAUGGAGAAGUAACCGUAGAUUCUUCAAAAAUUGGUGUGGCUAAGACUGGAGGUAUGGGUAAAACCUCAGAGAUAUUAAGAUGAUCAAAAGAUGUAUAGUAAGGUUGAGAUUCAAAGAAUGUGACAUCAACGGACAUAAGGUAGCGACCUAGAUCAGAUGAAUAGCAUCGAUACCCUUUUUGAACUCUAGAGUGAUCAAGGAAGACAUAUUUGAGAGCACGAGGGGCUAAUUUAUCUUUUCCUGGGACUAAGUUAUGAACAAAACAUGUGCUCCCAAAAACACGAGGGGGGAUACAAUAGAGAUGUGACUGAGGAAAUAAUAUGGAAUGGGGAACCUUAUUCUUGAUCGAAGAUGAUGACAUUCUGUUAAUGAGAUAGCAAGUUGCGAGGACCGCAUCGCCCCAAAAAUGCAGUGGAACAUGGGAUUCAAUGAGAAGAGUGCGAACAGUCUCAAUGAGAUGCCUAUUUUUUCUCUCUGCUAUACCGUUCUGCUGAGGGGUAUAUGGACAUGAUGUUUGGUGAAUGAUUCCUUGAUGAGUCAUAAACUCUUGAAUCUGGGAGGAUAAGUAUUCUAAGGCAUUAUCAUUACGAAAAGCACGAAUAGAAACACCAAAUUGAUUUUGUAUUUCAGCACAAUAACUUUUGAAUAUAGAGAAUAACUCGGAACGAUCUUUCAUUAAGUAAACCCAAGUACAUCGGGUGAACUGACUCUACUAAGACUCCAAAUAUCGGAAUGAACUAAUGAGAAAAUAGACUCUGAGCGACUCUCAAUACUAUGUGAAAAUGUAGCACGGGUGUGUUUUCCAAGUUGACAUAACUCACAAUCUAAUGUGGAUAGACUAACAAACUAGGCCUUGUGAUUCAUGUCCUAUGCCAAUUGUCUUUUGGCAUGUCCAACUCCUUUUGGCUCUGUUCAAAUUCCAUUAGCUAAAGUAAUAGCUGGAAGAGAUUGUGAAUAAAUAAUAUCAGACAAAAGUGAUUUAUCACCAGAAAUAUGAUCAGAAGCACCUGAGUCCACAACUCAUGAUCCAAAGCUAGGAGAUUGUGCGGUUGAGGCUAUUGGCAGAAAUAUAUGCUUAUUUGCUCGAUACUGAAGAUACUUAUUAUAUUCCUUGCCAGAUAAAUACACCCGUUGAUUAGAUUGAGCAAUAUGAGCAUUUUUAGUUGGUCGACCAGGUAAAGAAUAGCAUAUUCCACGUGUAUGUCCAAGCCUUACAAUAACUACACUUAGGUCGAGAAUAACAUACGCCAUGAGUAUGUCCAAGCCUUUUACAAUAACUACACUUAGGACGCGAUCUUUCAAAUCGACCUUCCCCUCAUCAAUUCUUCAUGGACUGUGACGUUUGAUUUUCGGAUCUUCUCAUUAAGGGCUCAGAUUUAGUCAUAGGACUUGAACUUCCAAUUUCAAUAUUUUUGGAGCCAAAAAAUAUCAUGCCCAAAAGAUAUCUUGAGAAUUUGACUUGAAAAUACCAAGAAACAGUUUUGGAAAUCUGGAAAUUUGAACUUGUAGUCUUUUUUAUUUUUUUUGCCGGAACCCUAAUUUCGGCGGUCGGAAUUUUUCAAAAGUCGUCGGAAUCUGAAAAAAAAAGAGGUCAGAUCGUAAUAGAACGGCGACCCCAACAAAAAAGGAACCACUCAAAAAAAAAUUUAACCGGAGAAGUCUCACGUGCCGGCGCGUGAUUGAUGUUGCCGAAUUUUCGGCAGGCGCAUGGGGACGCGUGGAGGGUGAUUUUCUAGUGGUGUUGGUCGGAUUUGUGUCGCCUGAGCUUUCCGAUCCUCUUGGUGGUGUUGUAUUUAUCACACAACCCACAAAAUAAAAAAUGACACAAAUCAGUCACCGAAAUUGACGAUGGUGACUAGUUUUUUUUUUCUGAAGUUUCUCACCAACUCUCUGAUACCAUGUGAGAAUUAAUAGAGAAAAUAUUAUUGAAAAUUGUGUCUCUAAAUUAUUACAUUGAGACCCUAUUUAUAGACACUACAUUCCAAUCCUAUUCCUAAUAGGAUACUACAUUACAAUCUCUUUCUAAGUAGAAUUCUAUAUGCUAUUCCUAUUCAUAUUCUACCAAAACCUAUUGAUACCCCUAUGGAUACUAAACUCCUACCAGGAUAGGAGGAGCCACUCAAUGAUCUUGGAAGAUAUAAGCGUCUAGUUGGUAAGUUGAAUUAUCUCACAGUGACCAGAUAGGAAGUCAAUUUAUGGAUUCUGCCUGUGAUAGUCAUUAGGAUGCAAUUAUUCGCAUUGUGUAAUUAUUAAGUCAGCUACAUAUAAAGGACUACUUUUUUGAGGAUCGAGGUCAUAAGCAGAUCGUUGGAUAUACAUAUGCUGAUUGGGCAGGAUUACUUUGUUAUAGACAUUCUACAUCUAUAUAUUGUGUUUUAGUAAGAGUUAAUUUGGGUCUAGGAAGAGUAAGAAACAAAUUGUGGUUGCUUGAUCUAGUGCAGAAGCUUAUGAGUUGAAAUUUUUCCACGACCCCAUUUUUUAGGUCAUGAUGGCACCUACUUCAACCCACCAGUAGGUAAGCCAAGCCAUAACCCAGAACGAUAGGUAACGGUCUAGCAGAUGAAAGGUAAAUGACAACAAGAAAGAAAUCAACAACAACAAUAAGAUAGGGGGAAGCAAAAAGGGUAUGCAUACACAGUACUGUACAAGUAGGGAGGAGGACAAAAUAUACAAAUAAUCCUUCUCAAGACCUGGUAAGGUCGGUACUAAGAGUCACUAAGACCAAAAAGAAGAGUACUAGACAGUAUCUAAAAUAUACAUAUGCACGCAAUAGUCUCGGAGAUACAAAAACUAAUUGAAAUAGACGGAGGAGGAUAAACUCUUGGCUCUAGAAAGCUCACCUUGUAUCUGGAUCAGUAGCACCACCCGAGGGUAAUGUCUGCGUCGAUGGCUUGUACUCAAAUCUGCAUCGGGAAAAUGAUAGAUGCAUAAGUGCAGGAUGAGUACCAAAGCAAUGGGUACUAAGUAAGCAUCAUCGGCCGGUUGAGCUCAAAUAUAAUAAAAGCAUAAAAAUAUAAAGUGCGGGAAUGUAAGUUAAGUCAACAGUAAUAGAGAUAGAAAUGUAAAUAUGGAGCUAUGUUGGGCAAAUGCGAUAAAGUAAAUAUAUAACCCGAAAGUAAAAGCAAAAGACUGCCCCCCAUAAGCCAAGAAGGCGCACACAAGAAGACAAAUAACCCUACCCAGCCCCCAUAAGCCCGGUGGGUGCAAACAAGAGGAAAGCUAAGGUAAGAAGCAUAAAUAACCUUUGAUCGUGACAAUCUUCAGUAACUUUCCAAUCCCAAAUCCAUAAUGAUAGUGUAUACUGGGCUUGAACUGUCACCAAUGGAUAAUAACGAGAGGCCUAGACACCGAGCUCGAACCAGAAAUAAUGGAUAGUAACUAGAAGCCAAAUAAUCCAUAUAAAUUCGUUAGGACUCCUGCACCAGAACCAAGCGCCACUACCAAAACUCCUAGUAACAACCAUAAUCAAUACCAGAAUAACCAGACCGUAGUCAUAGAUUAAUGCCGAAUUCGAACUCGAACUCAUAAUUAACCAACCGUAUCCGCAAUAGAAUAUUCCACAAGGGGCAAACCAUAAAUAGAAACCAAAUGCCAUACUUGUGCCAAAACUCAUGAAAUAUGCCGGACUUGAACUGGAACUGAAAUAUAAGUAUGAAUAUAAAUAUACAUAUAAAUACUCAAGCAUGGAAUAGCAAGCGAAAGUCCAGGGUCUUCAACCUACUCUCAGUACAUUAGUUCACUAAGUUAACUCUCUAGUAACUAACCUACCAAGGUCUAACGGGUUCCCUUCCUAAGUCGAGCAACGCGGGCCUAGGUCAGGUACUAUUCUACCCAAGGAAAGAAACUAAACAAGCGAAUAAUCAGAUGUAAGUCAAUUCCAACCCUAAAUAAUAUCCUAAAGUAAGCGAUCAAGCAUCUAACUAAGCCUAAAGAAGCUUCAUUUUUAUCAGUCUAUCUAAAAAGGGACGGUGGGGCCAUUACGGGUCCCGAUAACCCAACCUAAGGCAGAACCUGCCCGAAUCUAGUCUUAGGUUCCCAAUCCACCUUAAGGCACUAUAAGUACUAAUUCUAGUCCUAAAGGAUGAUAGUACAUUGUACUAAGGGAAAACAAGCCCAGAUUCUACCGAAAAGGGGCCCUAACAGGUUAAAUACGACAAAAAUGCUAAAAACACAAUCGGGCUAAAACUAUCCACCCAAAACUAGCCCAAUAAUAUGCUAAUAUCAUAAUUAAGCCCAAUAUAAAAGAAAGGUAGGCCUGGCCUACCUGGAUGCCAUCAAAUCCUAUGUACUAGAGCUUUUCCCUUCCGAGAAGCCUACCAGAGCUGUCAUGCUAUCAAAAUAAUGAACUAUGCGUCAAAAUGAGAAAAGCAAUACCCAUACUGCGUAUAAAUGGUUCGAGUCAGAAAUCAGAUAAAAAUCCCACAUAGGGCAGCUCGUGGAAUCACAUAAUUGAAGCCGCUACAGCUUCCCACAUAGCUCAAGGAUCAAUUACCAUAUAAAUUUGGCAAAAUUCGAGCUUAAACAACCCUAAAAUCAAUCCGCAGAAGCGAUUACUUAUAAGUUAAUGAUGCUAAAACACUCGCAAUUACUUUCACGAGCUAAAACCUACUUCAAUUAUUGAAUUUCACAAGAUUUCUAGAUUACAAUGGUCUAAAAUGGAGUUUUACACUUGGAACUAAACGGUAAAAAUGAAAGAGAUGAAAUAUUUAUAUAACAUUAGCGAUGGCCGCUAAAACGCCAAGGGUCGCUCAAGUGUCCAGACCUACGCUUGCCGAGCUCCACCAAAGCGUUUUCCAACCGCUAAAGCCGCUACUAUUUAAGCGGCUGCACCAGAUACUUGGCACCAACCAAGUUCAACAAGUCCCAACGGUUUCCGACUGGGUGCUCGGGAUUGGUUCGGAAUUUUGUGCUCGCAAACGAACUAUACUACCAUGCCAAAUUUGACAUUCUAGACUCAACAAUGCCAUCGACAUUUCCAUUCGGGGUCAUUUCGAUAAAAAGUGGGUCCCACACCCCAAAGAGUCGUUUUAGCCAAAUUCUACCUCGUAUCCCAAAACAAGUUUGGAAGCCUCGGGACUCGGACCAAGAGUUUCUCUAGCCUAAAAUCGACAUCUAAGGCCGUUUCCCUGAGGUUUUGACCCGAGAUUCAUUCCUUAACUCCAAAAGCUCCAAAUCAGGGAAAUGACUCUAAAAACCAAAGUACCCGAUAACCAAACUGUCAGUCCCAACAAGUCAUAAAUAACUUGGGGCAAUUGUAGGAAAACUCUAAAUGAGUAAAAAGCACGAAAGUGAAGGAAAUGACCUUGAGGUACAACAUCUACUACUAAAAUGAACUUUCGUUCGCGAAAGAAAAGGGUUAAAAAGUAUUUGAAGGCUCGAACAGGUAGGGAUACAUGGGUUCACAUAUCAUGCUCGGUUUCCCAGGCAUCAUCCUCUAUUGGAUGGGGUCGCCAUUGAACUUUUACUACAAGAAUAUCUCUGGAGCCCAACUUCCUGAUAUUUCUGGCCAAAACAAACUCUUCUAUAAAUGUCAACCUCUCAUCCAACUGAGCUGAGUUCCAUCGAAGUACGUGAGACUCGUCUGGACUAUUGUGCUGCAAUAUGGAUACAUGAAAAACUGGAUGGAUAACUGAAAAAGUUGGAGGCAAAGCCAACUCAUAUGGUACUUCUCUAACUUUUCGCGGGAUCUCAAAUGGUCCAAUGUACUUGGGGACUUAGGUUUUCGCUUCUCCUGAACUUUAUUAUAUCCUUCAUGGGUGAUACUCGUAGGAAGACGCGAUCACCAACUCUGAAUCUCAAGGCACAAGGCACAAAGCUUACUGUUAGCAUAACUCUUUUGCCUGCUCUGAGCUGGUCGUCGCUUAUCCUAAAUCAUCCAAACUCAGUCCAAUGACUCACGAAGCAUAUCUGUAUCACGGGGCGUAACGUCAAAAGUCUCAAACCAACCUAUCGGAGAUCGACAACAACGAGGGCCAUCUGAAUACUUGAAUUGAAGCUGUUAUUAUAAGCAAAACUCUGCCAAAGCUAAAAACUAGUCCCACUGACCUCCAAAAUUCAAAACACAUGCCCGUCAGGCUUGGAUGAAAGGCAGUGCUAAGGUAAACCUAGGUACCCAACUACUCCUGAAAUGUCUCAAACCUCUAACAAAACAUCGAAUCCUCUCUUACUUUAUUGUCAGAAUCAUAGUGGCAUGCUUGACUAGCUCGUGAAAUCUCGCCUCAUACUCGGCCACAGUCACAGAACCCUGUCUCAAUGCAGAAAAAUCAUCCCUAAGGUGCUCGCCCAUGCUGCGAGGUAUGUACUUUCCCAAGAAGGCCUCAAAGAACUGAGUCCAACUCACUGGUAGAGAUCUAGCUGGCUUGGUCAGCUUGGAAUCAAGAUAACCUCUCCACCAUCGCCUCGUUGCUGUGUCUAGCUGAUAGGUAUUAAAUCCCAUCCGUGCGACUCAACCAACCCCAAAUUACGUAGCCUUUCCUCAUAAUUGGUAAGAAACUCAUAAGCAUCAUCCUCUCUUGGGUCCUGGCAAACCUGGAUGGAGUCGAUCUCAACAAUCGACCCAACAUCUUCUGCACAUAUAACUGGCUGAGCUACUACCGUCUGUAGGACUACCGGUGAUGGCAGAAUCUCUGCUCUGGGAGCCGCAGCUGUAGGCUACGCUUCUAAAUCAAUACCAUCCUGUGCUGUUGGCUGAGCUACGUCGGUCGGCGGAUCGCCAACUAACCCUACUAACUGAACCAGUGCAUUAAGGAGAAUCGAAGAUGAUAUAGAUUCCGGUGGGGCCUGGGCUGUCCCCUGGCCCACUUGCUGCUGUGGUGGCAGAAUCUCUUGGGCUAUCUCUGGCUCACGAGAAAUAGUAGGAUCUGGCGAUGACUCCCUAGCCUGAUCUCGAGUUGGGGCUACAAUCUAGCUUGCGCUCGACCUUUGCGUCUAACUGGAGCUCUAGGAGCAGGUUCGGGGUCCUAAUCGACAGUCGUACCCUGAGACCUUACCAUCUACGAAAGAGUGAAGUAAGAAUUUAGAAACCAAUACAAUACAGACACAACGCACGAAAGUGAAUAAAAAAGAUGAGGUAUUCUUAAAAAUGUCCUGUAGCUUCCCAAAAGUAGGAUACAAACGUCUCAGUACCGAUCCACAGGACGGGACUACUCUUGUACCAACGAUACCGGUGAAACCUAGGCUCUGAUACCAAUCUGCCACAACUUCUUAGGUCAUGAUGAUACCUAUUUCAACCCACCAGUAGGUAAGCCAAGCCAUAGCCCGGAACGACAAGUAACGAGCUAACAUACGGAAGGUAAAGGGCAACUAGAAAGAAAUCAAAAAUAACAAUAAGAUUGGGGGAAGCAGAAAGGGUACGCGUACACAAUACUGUACAAGUGAUGGAAGAGGGCAAAAUACACAAAAUAAUCCCUUCCAAGAACUAGAGAGGUCGGUACUAAGAGCCACUAAGACCAAAACGAGGAGUACUAGACAAUAUCCAAAAUAUACAUAUGCACAUAGUAGUUUCGAAGAUGCAAAAGAUUGUAAUUGAAGUAGAUGGAGGAGGAUCAACUCCGAACUCUAGAAAGCUUACCCCAUCUCCAGAUCAGUAGCAAGGACCGAGGGUAACAUCAGCAUCAAUGGCUCGUACUUAAAUCUGCCUCAAGAAAAAGCUGUAGAAGUGCAGUUUGAGUACCAAAGCAAUAGGUACUCAGUAGGUAUUAUCGGCCAACUAAGCUCAAAUAUAACCAAAGCAUAAAUGUUAAGUGCGAGAGUGUAAGCUAAGACAACGGUGACAAGAUAAAAAUGUAAAUAUUGAGCUAUGCUGGGCAAAUGCGAUAAAGGAAAUAUAUAACCUAUAAGUAAAAGCAAAAGAUUAACUACAACCUAAUGGGCCCCCCUAAGCCAAGAAGACGUACACAAAAAGACAAAUAAUCCUACCGAGCCCCCAUAAACCUGGUGGGUGCAAACAAAAGGAAAAAUACGGUAAGAAACAUAAAUAACCUUUAGUCGUGACAAUCUCCGGUAACUUUCCAGUCUCAGAUUCAUAAUGAUACUGUAUACCGGGCUUGAAUCGGCACCGGUGGAUAAUAACGAGAGGCCAGACACUUGGCUUAAACCGGAAAUAGUGGAUAGUAACCACAGUUCAAAUAAUCCAUAUAAAUCUGUUAUAACUCCGUACCAAAACCAAGCGCCACUACCAAAACUCCUAGUAACAACCAUAAUCAAUACCAGAAUAACCAGACCGUAGUCAUAGACUGAUGUCGGAUUCGAACCGGAACUCAUAAGUAACCAACCGUAUCCGCAAUAGAUGAUUUUAAAAGGGGCAAACCAUAAUUAGAAUUCAACUGCCAUACCCGUGCUAGAACUCAUUAAUGUAGCAAAUAGAGCAUAUGCUGGACUUGAACCGGAACUGAAAUAUAACUAUAUAUAAAUAUAUAUAUAACUGUAUAUAUAUAACUGUAUAUAUAUAUAUAUAUAUAUAUAUAUAUAUAUUUAGAUCACUAAGUUAACUCUCUAGUUACUAAACCUACCAAGGUCCAACGGUUCCCUUCCUAAGUCAAAGCAGAGCGGGCCUAGGUCAGUACUGUUAUACCUACGAAAAAAAGCAAAACAGGCGAAUAAUCAGGUCUAAGUCAAUCCCAAGCCCAAGUAAUAGUCUAAAGUAGCUUAUCAAGCGUCUAACUAAGCCUAAAGGAGCUUUAUUUCUAUCAUUUUAUUUUAAAAGGGACGGUGGUUCCACUUACAGGGCCCACCAUCCUAACUCAGAACAUGCUCAAAUCUAGUCUAAGGCUUCCCGAUCCCAUUCCAAGGUACUAUAAGUACUAAUUCUAGUCCUAAUGAUGAUACAUUAUACUAAGGGGAAACAAGCCCAGAUUCUACUGGAAAGGGGCCCUAACCGGCUAAAUACGACUGUAAAAAUGCUAAAAACAUAAUCGGGCUAAAACUACCCACUCGAAACUAGCACAUUAAUACACUAAUAUCAUAAUUAAGCCCAAUCUAAAAGAAAGGUAAGUGUAGCCUAUCUGGACGCAGUUGAAGGCUCGUCGAAGCCUUCGAGAGCUGCCAUGCUAUCAAAUCAAUGAUCUAUGCAUCAAAAUGAGAAAAUUGAUACCCAUACUGCGUAUGAACGCUUCACGUCAGAAAUUUGUCACGACCCGAGGCUACCCCCUAGUCGCGACAACGGUGCUUACUGUCACAAGUAACCACAAACUAAACCAUGAGCUGUUACCUGCUGUAAGCACCGAAUAAAGUAACAAAAUACAUAUGUGCGGAAGUAAACUUGCAACGCCAUAAGAUUUAAAUACUGAAAAUAUGAUGUAAAUCAUAAGUCUGAUCGUCUGAAGAUAUACUAAAAAGACUGAUAAAACAACUGAUAAAUUGACUAACUGUCUGAAUGUAUGAAAAACAUCUGAAAGCCUCUAAACUGACUGAAGAGUUGAUGGGACAGCCCCAACUAACUUCGAACUGAACUGAAAGACGGAAAUACUGGAAUAACAUAAUAGGUCCUCGACAUAUGAGGACUCACCACAACUGCUGCUGCUGAUAAGCUGCACUGUCUAAGCGCGGUCAGGAAACUGAGCGUCCGAACCUAUGAUAUAAGACAUCAUAGCGCGAAGAAAGUAUGCGGUCAUUACUUUGAAUGUACUGGUAUAUAAGAUGAGGUUAGACUAUAAUGCAUAGGUUAAGUGUGCAUGAAAUACUGACCGGCUGAAUAGCAUGAGAUAACCGAUGCAUAAAUGCGUGAAAGCUGUAAAAUCUGAGAAUGCAUGACCAAGCAUAUAAUAUGAUACUGAAAUAGUCCGUAAACUGAAAUACUGAAAUCUGGUAAUUGAAUAACUGAUAAACUCUAAGCUAUGGUCAAGCAAACCCGAACUGAAUUUUGUACAGAAUACUGAAUUGAGACUGUGGGAGGUAUCAUUUAACCUACAUGCCCCAAUCUGAGCUAAGUGGAAUCCAACCUUUAACCCCGGUUGGAAGUUGGAAGGGUGUCAGUAUCGUGCCACGGGUACUAACGCAUGGCUGUGUGGAUCCACUCAACUAGUGUCCCGAAGUCGGUCUUAAACUGGCAGAUGGCCCUUAAGAGAAUGUCGGUUAUAAACUUGUGGGUGACAUUUUAGAGAAUGUCAGUCCUAAACUGGCGGGUGAUAUCUCAUAAUCAUACGCUGGCUGCGUAGUUCUGGAACUUAGGGACUGCUUCUAAGGACCCAGUCCUAUCUGACGGGUGAGCCCCCAUCCCUAGGUUCGCUCGGUGCUAGAUCCUACUCCCAACUGAACUGACACUGUUUACUGGACUUAACUUAACUUAACUGAACAACCAACUGAUCAUAGACUGAAUGACAACGCUCAUGGUUUAUCUGAAACCGUUCUGAAGGUAUUGCAAUUAUGUAAAUUGCUAAGUAUCGGGUGUUCAUAACCCUCUAGCACUAAAUGAGAAUAACAAUAAAGGCAUGUAAAAGCUUCGAAAAACCAUAAUGGGGAAUCAUUCUACAAAGGAAUUGAACUACUAAAUUAAGUGAAAAUUGAAGCGAUCACUUACGAGUUUAUGAUGCUAAAACACUCACAAUUACUUUCACAAGCCAAAACCAGCUUCAAUUAUUGAAUUUCCACACGAGUUUGAGCUUGCAAGGGUCUAUAAUGGAGGUUUACACUUGGAACUAAAAAAUGAAAAUGAAAGAGAUGAAAUAUUUUUAACACCAGCGAUGGCUGCUAAAACGCUCCAGGGUUGCUUAAACGACCAGUCCUAGGCUGGCAAGGCAUUGCUAAAGCGGCUACCGCUUAAGCGGUCCUUUGGCCACUUAAGCAGCUGCACCUGAUACGUGGCACCAACCAAGUUCAACAAUUCCCAAUGGACUCUUACUGGGUGCUCGGAAUUGGUUCGGAAUGCCGUGCUGGUAAACGAACUAAGCUACCCUACCAAAUUCGAAAUUUCGGACUAAUGGCCCCAUCAAAAUUUUCACCCUGGGUCAUUUCGAUAAGAAGUGGGCCCCAUAUCCCAAAGAGCCAUUUUAGCAAAAUUCCACCCUAUGCCCCAAGACGAGUUCGAAAGCCUCGAAACUCGGAUCAAGGGUUUUCCUAGCCUAAAAUUGACAUUUGGGAGCUGAUGAGACUGUUAGAAAUGGCAUCCGAGGCCGUUUACCUGAGGUUUUGGCCCGAGACCCAUUCCUUAACUUCAAAAGCUCCAAAACAGGGAAACGACUCUAAAACCAAAUGAACUGCUUGGUAACCAAACUAUCAGUACCAACAAGUCAUAAAUGACUUAGGGCAGCAAUAUGAAAUGUCUAAAUGCAGUCAUAAACUAUCAGUACCAACAAGUCAUUACGAAUUUGGAGAAAUCAGUCAAAUGAAACUUGUGUGUGAUAACCAAGCGGCUCUUUAUAUCGCAUCAACUCUGGUAUUUCAUGAGAAGUAUAAGCACAUUGAGAUUGAUGAAUUGUACAGUAGGACCUCAAUUACAUAUGCUCAUUAGUGAAUUGACCAAACUGCUUUGCCUGCCUUCAUUUCUUUUGCUGCUUUGAUAGUUUAUGUUCUCACUCUUUUUCUUCAUCCUACGCCAUCUAUGUAGCUUUUCCUCUCUCUUGUUAAUCUGUUCGACGGUUCCUUAUUUUCAUCUAAGCUUUUCCCAUCUCUUUUCUCCCCUUUGCUUCACCAAUAUCAACUGUGGAACUGGUGGCUUCAUGGGUAAUAAUCAUUUCUCUUAUGCACGUCAAUGAUUUAGAUUGUAUCAUUCUUGUGUUGCUAUUCCCUCCAAUUCUAGAACAGUAGCCUUAUCACACACACACACACACAAAAAAAAAAAAAAACAAUGAAACACUCUAUUGUAUCAAGUUGUCCGGUUUAGGAUCUUUUUUCCCACAAAUGGUAUUGUAUGGUUCAUUUAUUUCAUCUUUUAAGCAGCCAGUUAUAUACUCACACAAACUCACACAAGUGAAAUGGGUGGGUUAGCAUCAGGGAUUAAUGGGUUGGAUUUCAAAAUGUUGAGUUCAGGGUUAUACACUUAAGAAGCAACACCGGCCUUCGAGUUCAAGAAGUAUAUGCCAUUCUGUUUAUGAAGUGAUUAGAGCUUAUGCUGUGUUGCUAUUGUUUUGUCACAUCAGUUCUGUUGGAUGU
Capsicum annuum is the source of this 15538-nucleotide messenger RNA. RefSeq lists its product as uncharacterized. The coding region runs from base 413 to 1963 and encodes 516 amino acids. NCBI's taxonomy places the organism in Eukaryota, Viridiplantae, Streptophyta, Magnoliopsida, Solanales, Solanaceae. The record is from RefSeq and is a predicted model, not a curated record. Gene Ontology annotation, molecular function: protein dimerization activity. The transcript is spliced from 4 exons.